Molecule: messenger RNA, 2319 nt
Organism: Sardina pilchardus (European sardine)
Lineage: Eukaryota; Metazoa; Chordata; Actinopteri; Clupeiformes; Clupeidae
Gene: bckdha
Product: branched chain keto acid dehydrogenase E1 subunit alpha
Exons: 8
Coding region: 40-1377 (445 amino acids)
Biological process (GO): branched-chain amino acid catabolic process
Molecular function (GO): oxidoreductase activity, acting on the aldehyde or oxo group of donors, disulfide as acceptor
Source: RefSeq, a predicted model, not a curated record
CAUGUGGAGCCGACGGCCUCUCAGCACCUCCGCAGAAACAUGGCGGCAGUCAGAGGAGUGAGACUAUUUAGAAUUGGAUGCUAUGCCACUCGGCAGAAUUCAACGCUGAAAACACCUCGGUUCCUCCAACUACGGGAGUUCCGCGUAAAUGGAGUUCACCGGCAGCAACCCUUUGACUCCUCAGCGGAAAAGCCACAGUUUCCUGGAGCAUCUGCUGAGUUUGUUGAUCAGCUGGAGUUCAUCAAGCCCAAUGUAAUCUCGGGAAUCCCUGUGUACAGAGUGAUGGACAGACAGGGGCAGAUCAUCAAUCCCUCAGAGGAUCCACAGUUGACUAAAGAGCAGGUCUUGAAUUUCUAUCAGAAGAUGACAUUACUGAACACCAUGGAUCGCAUCCUGUAUGAAUCUCAGAGACAAGGUCGUAUCUCAUUCUACAUGACUAACUAUGGUGAGGAGGGAACACACAUUGGAAGUGCUGCAGCAUUGGAUCCCAGGGAUCUUGUCUUUGGCCAGUAUCGUGAAGCUGGUGUCCUCAUGUACCGUGGCUUCCCAUUGGACCUUUUCAUGGCACAAUGCUAUGCAAAUGUUGAUGACCUCGGGAAAGGCAGGCAGAUGCCAGUCCACUACGGUAGCAAAGACCUAAACUUUGUCACUAUCUCUUCUCCGCUGGCAACUCAGAUUCCACAAGCUGCUGGGGCCGCCUAUGCCUUGAAGAGGGAGAACGAUAAUCGCGCAGUCAUCUGCUACUUUGGGGAGGGGGCAGCAAGUGAGGGUGAUGCCCAUGCUGGGUUCAACUUCUCAGCCACACUGGAGUGUCCGCUCAUUUUUUUCUGUCGUAAUAAUGGAUAUGCCAUCUCCACACCUACCAAUGAGCAGUACAGGGGUGAUGGCAUUGCUGCUCGAGGCCCUGGCUAUGGGAUGAUGUCCAUCCGUGUAGAUGGCAAUGAUGUCUUUGCCGUUUACAACGCAACAAAGGAGGCUCGUCGCAGGGCGGUUGCUGAGAACCAGCCCUUCCUUAUAGAGGCUAUGACCUAUAGGAUUGGUCACCAUAGCACCAGUGAUGACAGCUCGGCAUACCGCUCGGUGGACGAAGUAAACUACUGGGACAAGCAAGACCACCCCAUCUCCCGCCUGCGGCACUACAUGGCGGCGCGCAGCUGGUGGGGUGAGGAAGAGGAGCGGACCUGGAGGAAGCAGUCUCGCAAGCUGGUCAUGGAGGCCUUUGAGAAGGCUGAGAAGCGGCUCAAGCCCAAACCUGACCUGCUCUUCGAAGACGUAUAUCAGGAAAUGACUCCCAACUUGGAGAAGCAGAAGGAUGCUAUGUGGAGGCAUGUUCAGCAGUACAAAGAGCAUUACCCAAUUGACCUUUAUGACAAGUAGAAUAGUUGGACUAAGUAUGGAAUGUUAGGACUGGUGUGUUGGUUGAAAUAUUGUAGUGAUUAUGUGUGUGUGUGUGUGUGUGGGUGUGUGUUAUAGCAUUGUUAGAAAUGCUGGACCAGAUGGUUGAGAAUGGGAUGGUGUUCACGUUUUCCACUAGGGGCCUCAACAACACUGUAUUUUAGUGCCUUGAAAUGCAUUGCAGCUUUUUAAAUCUGGAAUGACUGCUCAUCACAAAUAUAAACUUGGUUGUCGCUUCAUGUUUUGUUGUCCUUGUGUACUUAUCUCUUUGUUUUACAUUCUACACAGCCAGUAGCCGUGAGUGGAAAGGAGAUGUUGGCAUAGCAAAGCAUUUGAUUGUUAGGGAAAGGCUGUGGUCCUUUUAGAUCUUUUAUAUUAGUUAUUUAUUGUAUUCUUGGUUGUUUAUGAGGUGUUUCAGAAACACAACUCCAAGGUCUCAUUUGACAUCUUUGUAGACAGCAAAAGCUUUGUCUUUCUGAAACAAUUUUGCAGUGUCACAUCCAUCCUGCUUUUUCCCCAUUCUUCAACCAGUCUGACAAGUUGCUAAAGUAACAUUGAGGGUUUUUUUUUCUUUUUAUUGGGGCUUCACUUCCUGGUCAGCUUUCUGUAGACACAUAAUUUAGUCUUUAAGCUGCUGAGCUGGAGGGAAAAGAAAUGUUACUGAGAUGUUCAGUUGGAUUUUCUUAUUCAAAUUGAAAUUUUCCCAAUGCCAGUCACAUAUCAGCAUUGCCUUUGUGAAGUGAUAGAAAAUCAACUUUAACUUUGUAACUUUUACUGGAACAAAGUAGCAGGCCAUUGGCAAGAAAUAUUUGUUAUUGUGGUGCGAUUUUGGUUUGAGGUCAGAACAGUAUUGAAAACCACUACACAUAGGGAUGGGGAUUAUUAGUAGCUGUGACUUUUCUGAAUAAAUGACAUUCUAAAUUA